This is a messenger RNA of Closterium sp. Naga37s-1, 1968 nucleotides long. NCBI's taxonomy places the organism in Eukaryota, Viridiplantae, Streptophyta, Zygnematophyceae, Desmidiales, Closteriaceae. The record is from the annotation of a GenBank genome assembly.
AUGAGAAUCUCUCUCAUGCGAUGUGCAGAGCCUUUCCUUUCAAGCUCUUUCCUUUCAAGCCCUGUUGGUAUUUCCGCACUUUCCCCCACCUGCAUGACCACUCGUCUCCUCUUAUCCACCCAACCACCCACUAACCCGUAUCUCCUUCUAUUCCAACCCCCUCAACCUAACAGGUACAAUCUGCUGUGGAUUGAGCGCAACCGCCUCGCUCCGCUGAAGGUGAAGCAGCUGGAGAUGCUGAUGGGAUACCCGGAGGGGCAUGUGAGCGUGGUCACCAACAACAAGACCAGCAGAUAUAAGAUGCUCGGAAACACCUUCCAUGUGCCCACCGUUGCUCUCCACCUCUCAGUCCUGCGUCGUCUCAACCGGCCCAUCCGAGUCCUCUCUCUCUUCUCAGGCAUCAGCGGCGCCCUGGUUGCUCUCCACAUGGAGGCGCCAUUCCUCAAUUCCCAUUACCCAUUCCCCUUCCCCAUUCCCAUUACCCAUUCCCCUUCCCCAUUCCCAUUACCCAUUCCCCUUCCCCAUUCCCAUUACCCAUUCCCCUUCCCCAUUCCCAUUACCCAUUCCCCUUCCCCAUUCCCUGCUCCCCAAUCACUGUUCCCCAUUUCGCUACUCCCAAUCCCCAUCCCUCCAUCGCCCCAUCUCACAGGAAACACCUUCCACGUGCCCACCGUCGCUCUCCACCUCUCAGUCCUGCGCCGCCUCAACCGCCCUAUCCGGGUCCUCUCGCUCUUCUCAGGCAUCGGUGGCGCCCUAGUAGCGCUCCACAUGGUGAAAGUCCCUGUGAUCUGCGCCGUGAGUGUGGAGUUUGAGAAAAGCUGCCGCGAUGCCGAGGGGAGGUGGUGGAGGGAAACCGCAAUGGCGGAGGAGAGGGCUGGGAGGGAUGGGGUCAACCAGAUGCUGGGGGAGUUAUUGCAGCUGUAUCACAAUCCGUCGGCUGUCCUCCGCUCCUCAGUCACUGACGGCGCCUCCCACGCCGCCACCGCCGCCGCCGCUGCCGUCAUCCCGGCCGCCAGCGCGCCACCAAUCAAGUACCACGGAGGGCCGGUGAUCGUGGGAAAUCCGACGGUGAACGUUUACCACAUCUACUACGGCAGCUGGGGGUCGGGGUCGGGCAAGGAGGUGAUAGACGCGUUCGUGCAGGCGCUGAGCAGCGACUCGGGCAGCCAGGGCAGCGCGGCGGACGCGAGUGUGAAGGGGUGGUGGGCCAUUAGUACCGCUUACUACCAGUCAGGCUCUGGCGGGAAGAAGAAUGUCAGUUCCAAGGUUCGUCUCGCGGGGACAGUGAGUGACAACUAUUCACGCGGAAAAAAACUGACCGACGAAGACGUGAUCGCCAUUGUGAAGAGCAAAGUCGGUGCGGGCAAGCCCUUUGCGCUGGACCCUCACGGAAUUUAUGUGCUGCUCACCAGUUCAGACGUCACGCUCAAAGGCUACUGCACAGAGUACUGCGGCUGGCACACGGAAGACUCAAUCAACUCCUCGCCUCUUCGCUAUGCCUUUGUGGGGCACCGUGGGCAGUGCCCCGACUCGUGCGGGGUAGAGAGCACGUCACCCAACGGGAAGCCGGGUAUUGACGCUACUAUCUCCACGCUCGCGCAUGAGCUCACCGAAGCUGCCACCGACCCUGAUGCGAAUGCGGGGUGGUUUGACGACGGCGAGGAGAAUGCGGACAAAUGCUCGUGGGAAUAUGGCACCACAAAGACUGGUUACCAGCAGAGCGGGCAGAGCUACAAGUACAAUGUGGUGGGGCUGAAUGGGAUGAAGUUCCUGGUGCAGCUUAACUGGGACCGCGUGAAGAGCAAGUGCGUCCUGCAGAGUGCCCUGCCUAGUGCUGGUGGUGGCGGGGUGGGAACUCCCCCCCCCCCUCCGCCAACUGGAGGCAGCGUGAAGAUGAGGUGCGAUUGCAACUGUGCUAGUGCCAGCAACCCCAUGAGCUGCCAGUGCUCCUGCACCAAGACAGGGUGA